Messenger RNA from Schistocerca americana (American grasshopper), 6076 nucleotides. Its product is annotated as non-structural maintenance of chromosomes element 1 homolog. Lineage: Eukaryota; Metazoa; Arthropoda; Insecta; Orthoptera; Acrididae. The record is from RefSeq and is a predicted model, not a curated record. Gene Ontology annotation, cellular component: nucleus; Smc5-Smc6 complex. The transcript has 6 exons. The coding region runs from base 219 to 905 and encodes 228 amino acids. Gene Ontology annotation, molecular function: ubiquitin-protein transferase activity. Gene Ontology annotation, biological process: double-strand break repair via homologous recombination; DNA damage tolerance.
CUCUUCUCUUGCCGCUCUAUAGUCUAUGGUUCUAGCGUGUGUGUCGUUUGAAAGUUGUUUACAGUUGCCGAGAGCAGGAGACGCGGUAUUAUUUUGAUAGCAUCAUGUCAUGAUGUUUCGCAGUUCCAUUGGUAUCAGUACUGACGGGAUAUAUAAAAGCGUUUCGUGCUAGACGUAUUAGGAAAAAAAUAUAUUACGAUAAAAACUUCAUAAGCAGCAUGGAAAUCGAGAAAGAAGUGUGGAAAUCAGUGUUGCAAAUUCUCAUGUUUCAGCCUGUAAUGGAACUGAAAAAUGUCACCGAAUUGUUAUCGGAACUGAAUGACAGAAGAACAGUGGCGGUUGAUUUAGACAGUGUUAUUCACCAGAUAAAUCGGCAUGUGAAUCGACACGGACAGCAGUUAACUAAACAGAUCUGUGAAAUCACAGAAAAUGAAUAUCUCAUCUUAUUCAGUACGAGCAACAACGCAGCUAUUCAGACUCUGACAGGUGGUUACACAAAGGAACACAGGGAGGUCUACAAAAGGAUUCUGGCAGAAAUUAUGACUUCAGAGACUUUGGGCUGUGUGUCAUCUACCCAUGUGCUGAAUAUGUCACAAGAUAUGCCUUUUCAUAUAACAAAAGGGCAUCUCCAGGAUAUUGCAGAGAAACUCAUUAAUGAUGGGUGGUUCUGCAAAAAGGAAGGCAAGAUCUACAUAGGCGUUCGCACCAUUGCUGAAAUGGCACCAUACAUUGCAGAAGCAUAUGCAGAUUGUGUUUCGAACUGUCACCUGUGCAAAGACUAUGUUUUUGUGGGAAUUGUCUGUGAAUGUGGUGUAGUGUGUCACAAACGAUGUGUGGACAAAAUGAGAAAAAUUUUGUCAGGUGUAUACGAGUGCCCCAAAUGCAAAGUUCAGCAACAGAUAUAGAAUUUUGGUAGUGUCAAAUGCAGACAACAAAUCUUGUGCAAAAUCUUUGAUCUUGGGGUAGUUUCCUUCUGGAAGAAACUUGUAAAACUCAACACAGUUUCUUCUUUAAACUGGUCCUUCACGGAAUAAUCACCUCGCAGGUCAAUGAUUUCCAUUUGCAGUGUGCCUGGACAUCUUCCACUUUGCAAGAAAAGGGGUUCUGGAAAAUCUCGAUCUCAUUGGAAUAAGCGUCUAAAUACAAGAACCUGGAAGAGAUCUCCUUCAGAUCACCAAGAAAUUACCUUGUGAACAAAAAUGGAGAACUUUAAACAUGUUCACGAUUUGAUGACUGGGAGUUGGCAAAAUGUGAGGAAUGUUUCUGUGUGAUAUUGUGUUCAGAAAGUAUUUGUUUUGAUUAAAAUCUUUAACAUGCUUGUAAAGACAAAAAAUAAUAUUGUCCUCCUCUUGAAGUUUGAUUCAUUUCAUUCAAAAUUGUUUUUCUCAUUCAGAAAUAUUUCAUCUUUGUUCUCAAAGAAAGGAAGCUUUGCAAAAUUUUACCACACAUUAACCAUCUCACUGCCAUGUGAUAUGAGAGAAUACUUGACAAAGAUUCUACCUCUUGAAGGAAAGGCUUGAAUUGAUGGCGGUAGCGAGUCUAUGACAUCGAAUGAAAUUAAAAACCAAAAUUACAACAGUAUUCUUCACACAAGACACACCCACUGAUUUUGCCCAAAGUGCAUCCCGAUCAAUAGUGCAGUGUGUUUUCCAGGGUUUGAUACACCACUGGCUUCACACUGAAUGUAGUGUGGUGUUCCAAUGAGACCUGUAUAUUUGGCACACAAUCCCCUGCACCCAUCUGUACCCUGCAAGGAAAUAAGAUUUGCUGGUUCUUCAGUAACUUCGAAGUCUGUGUUAAUACCUCAAUUGAGUGACAACAGAGAUGUCUGUGAUUCAUCCAGGUCUGUUGGGUACCAAGCAAACUUAUGUCUUUUCUUGUAACUGUUUGGAUAAAUUACAGACAAUUUCUUCAAUUCAACAUGUCACUGUAUUUGCUAAAAGAGUAGCUUUACAUCAUUUGGUUCUGUAAAGAAAACACCUCUCUAGCUGUAAUUAAAAUGCACUGCUAUCGAAAUGUGCAUCAUGCAUUUUUUCAUAGUGGCACUGACUAUUGUAUUCCAUAAGAACAGCAAUAAAUUCAUUACAAACAACACUAAUUAAUUUGUUGGCUUUCUCUAUAACAAAAUAUUUCAUGGCCACGUUGUACUGAAGAUAGGACACCUACAUUCAAUUUCCUCUUUUUAGCUUGAAUAGACAUAUUUCACAUGCAUUCAGAAGAAAGAAAACUUGAAAUUACAAUUGAAUUAAACAAGCCAGGAAGACUCUCACACUAUUUUAAAAGGCUUCGUUCAAGCUUGUACCAGAUGCAACCUUUAGACCGUAUUUUGGAGAUCCCUCGUGUAACACACACAAUAACUCUCAGUAUGUCACACUAUUGAACAUAAUAUCAGAUGAGUGUGAAUAGCAUCAUUUAUAUUUAUUUCUAGCACAGUUUUUACCAAAGGGAGCAUACCUAGCAUCACAUGGGUUUAAUAAGAGUGAGUUUUAUACUGAAACUGCAAAAAGUCGAUAACAUAAAAAAAAAACCUUCUGUUAAGGUACUAGAUGGGGUAUGUAAAACUGUACAAAGAGAAUAAAAUAGUAGAUUAUAAAAGUGGAAAUUGAGUAGUGAAAACUGAAUUAAUAUCUGAAGCUAUUUUCAAACUGUGAUACUUUGAAAGCACAAGGUCAUAAGUUCUUACUCUGAAAGCAUAAAGAUAAAACUAUAAUUCUUUUUCACUAAAAUACUAAAAGUAAAUGCCUAGAACAAUUGACAUAUAAAUAGUGAAACAGUAAAAUUACAGAAGUGGGAUUAUGUUGAGUACCUAGAGUUGCAUGAAGUGUCAUUAAAUAUUGUCAAUUUUAAAAAGCAGAUAAUGUAUAAAGCAGUAAAAAAUAUAAAACAAUAAAUUAUAAAAGUGAAACUGCAUACAGCAACUAAGCCCUGACAGGGUGUGACAGUUAUGGUUACCUGCAUUUGCUUGGCAGUAUUGUAUGGCGCGCAGUUUUGCAUUACGUACGGAAGUCAGUCUGCACUUGCACACCCGCCUGCUUCUGGGACAGUGUGUGAGCCGUUAAUAAAAUCAUUCGACUGAUUUAAUGUGUUGCCAGGCUUUUGCAAAUAGUGUGUAAAAAUCUCGAUUGCUUCCAACAUUGUUAGAAGGUGGUCCCUUAUGUUCAUUGCACUUUCAAGUGCAUAUCAAUAGUUCCAACAGCAUGCUUCGAUGUUAGAAGAUGCUCACCAAACGCUGUUGUAUUACUGUGAACAGAAGUGUGCUCUUUGAUGCAUAUUUCACACACACGUCCUGCCUGUUUGACGUACGUAAAUGUUUCGACAGUUUCUACACUUUAGUUUAUAUAUACCUGCUUCCAUGAAUUUUGAGGCGUUUCUAUUCAUAUGAUACUCAGGCUGAAGAGAGUAAUGUCAUUAGUUUUAAAUCCCAUAUGCAAAUUGGUAUUGUAAAAUUGUCUAGCAAUAACAUCUGUGCGCGCAAUUCACUUUCAAGCCUCUGGUCCUGCGUUAGUACAUUUGUUUUGAGCAUGUAGUGCAAGAGGACUCACUGUUUUCCCCUUUUUUCCUCUCACAAUAAUUCUGUAUUACUUUACAGGUGCUAUUCAGCAAUAUCUAACAACUGGACAAUGUGCCCAUGAACUGCGGCCCUUGGCUGGACAAGACAUACGUCUGAUUGCUGCAGUCCCCGGGUCACCAGCUAGCCACUUACAGCAGCCGACCAGCUUACUUGCAUGAACAGAUGAUCUGGAAAGUCCACUUCCGAGCACACAGUUAGAAUGUUUCCCAAAAAGGAGCAGAUUACACCUGACAGUCUGGCCUGCCCAGUUUUCAAACUGCCACUAGAUGGUUCUUACAGUGGCAAAUGAGUUAUGGAAGUCAACAAUCUGAUACCUGUCGUUUGUAACUCAAGGGCAUAUGUGUUAUUUUCUUGUAUUGCUGUUCACCUGUUAGCUUGCUACUAUUGAUCUCACGCUAUUGUUGUUUUUUAAUUUUCUGUAAUAACUUAAGUUACUGUUGAGACCGUGUAACCAUUGCUCUCUGCAACGUGCUUUAUAACAGUGAUUUCUUAUUCCUCUCGUGCUUGCUUAGUGGCAGUUUUAAUAACCUAUUAAUCUUGGAUUGAAAAUAUGCCAUCUUCAUCCUUUCAGGGUGCCAGGACUUAGUGAUAAUGUCUGCACAGGUCAGUUUUCUGUACACGCUAAAACGGUGUUUACCCACCUUACUUAUAACCGUAAUGUCGAAAUAGUUGAUGGCUUCUUUAUUUUCUGUAAAUCUAAUUUUUGGGUGAAUGGCACUCAUUCUCUCCACUAUGUCAUUAAAAUCGCUUUGAUCUCCUUUAACCUACAAAAUAGCAUCAUCAACGUAGCGGUAAUAGCAGACAACUUUACUGGCUGUUGCAGGGUUCUUAGUGAAAAAUUAGUUUUCUAAAUGAUUAAGGUAAAUCUCAGUCAUAAUGCCGAUGAGGGAAUUUCCCAUGGCUGGCCCUCCCGGGUUUGUGGAAUAUAUUACCUUUAAACCUAAAAUAGGAAAACAUCAGUUCUCGAAGCUCCAUUAAUUCACGGUUGUUCUUAACUAUUUCUAAUGGCUUGCAAACAGGCAUGUUAAUAUACAAAUUCACCAUAUCUAGGGAUAAAAAGAUGGAAACAGGUGGUAUGACUUUGUCCGCAAACUAUACUGCUCAUGAAAGUGUAUAGCAUUUUCAAUCUUUGUACUAGCACUGCAUUUAUCACGGCAUGAGGACUUUUUACUUUUUUUAUUAUGAAGCUUAACCUGCACAUGUGCGUCUGGCAUUCAUGGGCUUAUGAUUAUACAUCGCUUUUUGCCCAUCAGAAAACAGAAAAUUUGAUUUUCGAACUUUGCCCAUUAGUUAUGCCUGGAACUUUUUUGUAGGAUCUCUAGCCACUUCACUAAUCCCGUUUUGAGAAAAGGUUAUGCUAACGAAAUUGAAAGAAAUUUUUCUGUAUAAAUGGGAUUACCUAAAUGACCAGAGAGGUUCAUAAAAUUAACAGACAACAACAGCAUAAAAUCAAUGGCAGCACGCUAACAGGUGAACAGGGAGACAAGGAAGUAGUGUACAUGGCUGUGAAUUAUAAAGGACAGGUUUCAGAUGUUACUGCUGGAGAAUUUCGUAAUACCAAUUUGCAUAUAGGGUUUAAAACUAAUGACAUUAUUCACUUCACCCUGAGGUAGCAUGUGAAUAGAAAAAGCCUCAAAAUUCACAGCAGCAGGUGUAUGUAAAUUAAAAUGUGGAAUCUCUAAAAAACCUUACACAGGUCAAACAGGCAGCACGUUUGAAAUAUGGAUCAAAGAGCACACUUCAAUUCAUUGUAAUAAAACAGCAUUUGCUGAGCAUCUUCUAACAUGGAGGCAUGCCAUUGGAACUAUCAAUACGCACUUGAAAGUACUGCACAAUGAACCUAAGGGAUUGAGAUUUUUUCACCCCAUCUACAAGAGCCUGGCAACACAUUAAAUCAGUUGAAUGAUUUUAUUAACGGCUCACACACCAACCCCCUAGCAGUAGGUGGGUGUACAAGUGCUGACUGGCUUCCGUACAUACUGCAACAGUGUGCGCCAUACAGUGUCACCAAACAGAAGGAAAUGCAGGUAACCGUAACUGUCACACCCUGUCCCCUAUAACAUUAGUUGCUGCAUGCUGUUUCGCUUUUAUAAUUUAAUGUUUUUUUUUUAAUCGGUUUCCAUGCUUUUUAAAAUUGACAAUGUUUAAUGGCACUAAAUGCAAUUCUAGAUACUCAACAUAAUCCCAUUUUGGUAAUUUUACGACCUUUAUAUCUUUCACUAUUUGUGUGUCCAUUGUUCUAGGCCUAUACUUUUAAUAUUUUAAUGAAAACAAUACACAGUUUUAUUUUUACACUUUCUGAGUAAGAACUUAUCACAUUGAACUUUCAGAGUAUCACACUUAGAAUAACUACAGAUACUAAUUUAGUUUUUGCUACUUUAUUUCCAAUUUUAUAAUCUACUAUUUUAUUCUCCUUUUACAGUUUUACGCCUUGUACUGGUUGUCCUGUGGAGAACAACAUUUUUCCAUACGGAAUUACGGUGCAAUGAUUUCAUGAUUCUUGAA